CCGUCAGAUUGGGGUCUGGGAUGCGGGGCCUACCUGCUAAUGGAGAUGAGGGGGCGGUCUGCUUGUCUCCACUUCAGGGAAAAGGGUUCCAUCUCCUGGGUCUAGGUACGGUUUGCCCCUUUGUGGCGAGGGUACCUGGACCUGGGAUGUAGAGAAAGUUUGGGGAGUGUCUGUCUCCGUGUCAGGUGAGCGCCGAGGAUUUGUUUAUGUGUAUAUGGGGGUGGGAAUGCAUGUUUGUGUCUGCGUGCGCCUGUUGGUCUAUGUGUCAGGUUGGGUCUUAGACUCCACCUCUCUGGGAACAUCUCAGGCUCUCCGAGGUAUGGAGGCUUAUCUCCCCUCACCACUCUCCCUGAAUAAAAUAAAUACAUAAUUAUAAUAAAAGUCAAUCAAAUGGACCAACAUGGCACGGCCAUGAUGAUCCGCUUGGCAUCUUUCUUCAGGCAGUAGUUCUGAUGGCUAACGAUCCAAACGGGACAGGGGAAAAAGAUCAGCAGUUCCCUCCGGAGUCCUGAGCUAAUACAUAAAGUAUAAGUAACUGGAAAUGCUGAGUAUAUUACACAAGUACUGGAGUAGAAGUACUCACAGCUGCUGCGUCUUCAUUUAAUUAUUUAUUCAAUUUAAUAAAAGCGAAGCUGCGGCGUCGUCAGGCAGGUGGGUAUUCCCCUCACGGGCAGGGGGCGUGGUCAGAGCCCCGGGGGCGGAGUCAGCGGAUACCGCGCCAUCCUGCAGGAUAAAAGCUGGUCCCGACAGCCUACGGGAGGCUCAGCUGACCGCUCCAGGACCAGGCACGAUCACGUGACCUUCUCACCUUCAGCUUGAUUAUCUGAAAUGCUCAGAGAGUUUCUGAUGUCUUCAGACGAGAUGAUUAUGACCAACCACACAGCAGCAAACACCACCGGAGCCGAGGACUGGACGCAGGUGUACGUCGUGGUCAGUUGGAUCCAGCUCGUCAUGGCUGUGCUCAGCAUUCUGGGUUCAGGCUCCAUCAUCUGCUGCCUGAUGUUACGGGGACUCAGCCGGAAGCCCGAGCUGCAGCCUCUGAUGCUGCUCAGCGUCGCAGACCUGCUGCUCGCCGUGUGCUGGCUGAUCGGCUCCAUCCUGUUCUUUAAAGACUGCACAAGCCGGAGCACGCACUGUUACUACCUGCACAUCGUGGAACAGGUUUUCUACAUGGCCUCCUUCUUCUACACCCUCUACUACGUUUGGAACCUCUACAAAGGAAUCAAGGAGAAGUACUGCAGCUGCAAGGAUGGAUACUCUGUACAGGUUUCCAACCGAGUGAGCACGGCGGGUAAAAUCGUUGCUCUGGUUUCAUGUCUGCUUCCUGUGCUGCUGAUGCUGCCGGUAAUCAUAGAGGGGAACAUCAGCCACUGUCAGGCCAACCUUACCGAACCCUACAGGUGUCUGAUGAUGCACACCGGAGCGCUGUUCCUGAUGUCGGACGAGCAGCCGAUGAGCCGAAGCUGCCUGUACCUGCACACCUACCACAUCACCGUCUUCCUCAUCACCGUGCUCGUCACCCUCCUCAGCAUCACGGUCCUCGUGGUCAAAGCGCGCUGUAUUUACAGGCGCAUCGUGACCUCUAACGGUUACCUGGGCAGCGAGCAGCGGGCCUCGUUCAGCGUGAUGGACCGGAGGAUGGUCCUGUACCCGCUGGUCUUCGUCUUCUGCUGGGGUCCAGCGGUGAUCCUGGCGUUUCUGCGAGUGGCGGAUCCUGCGGCGUGCCAGGGCAAAGCCGGGGUGGUGCUGUACAUCCUGCAGGCGUUAACCUCGGCCUCUCAGGGCUUCUUUAACUGUCUGGUCUACGGAUGGAUUCGCGUGUACCUGCGGCGAGCCCGCAGGACGUUUUCGUCUCGAGACGCGGACACUCAGACGCCUCUGCUGCGAGCGCAGAAGAGGAGAGGCUACCAGACCCUGCAGACGCUCGCCUGAGACACACUGAGACCGAGGGCGUGUCUCUGCCAGCUGCCUCGAGAGGAGAGUCUGAACUUUCGCUUUCCUCGAGGGGGAAAACACUUUGUUUCUGCAUCAAACUUCCACCUAUGAUCCUGAACCACUGAGGCGAGAAAAAAGGGAAGAAGCAGGAGGGGGGGGGGGCUUUACACCGAGAGGAAGAGCGACGCCGAAAACAGGAUUUGAAAGAGACGCGACAUCGUCACCUGUGAGCUCCGUCGCACGGACGGGCCUCACAGGGGUUUGUUCAGGCAGGUCACAUGACCCCUGCUGGUCACCGGCGCACAGUGAAAAUGAAGACGCGUUUCUUUGGACGUUUGUAUGUUUUAUGAAAUGUGCAAAUGACAGAAAAUUAUUCCUUGUGUUUAAAAAAACAGAUUUAAUCUCUGAGACUUUUUGUAAAUAUGCUCCUUUAAUCACAUCUGAAUUUGUUUUCCUUUUAUUUCUGUUGACUGCAUUAAAAUAGAGAUUUCUACAGAACGCAGUCGUCGUUUCCUUCCUGUCAUUUGCGGCUCCAUUUCCACUCUUAGACUCCAGAUCCUUUUCCUUACUCUUCUUAGAUCAGCUCAUCUGUCUGACACCAGCUCUCUUUAGACCCUCCCUUCCCCUGUGGUGGGUCUGCGCCUCCACAGGCCCCACUGGUUUAGAAACUUAUUCUCAACAACAACACAAUCAGCGAUCGAUCGAUUUCACUUGCUAGCAAGGGAAGGCUGGUUGGAACAGGCUCUUGGAGCUCAACGCUCCUCACCCGACUCAACCCAACUUCUUCAAAGAGGAGCCUUCCUCACAGCUGCUUACUGAAAACAGUUACACAACAGUAAACACAAGCACCUCCCCUCAUAAACCCCCCCAUGGUCCUAAAAGAUAAGGCAGUGUGUGUGUGUCAUAGUUGUGCGUGUUUGUGUGACCUGCUGAUCACAGAAGGAUCAUAAAAGCAGGAAGCUUACCACACAGGAAACAGAUCUGCCUAAUAAAGCCUCCCCCAGCACCGUGGUCAGGAUCAAAGGAAUGUCUUUGAUCAUAUAGUUUAAACUAAGACUUACAAAUUUAAGAAACACAAUGACAAC
Molecule: messenger RNA, 3020 nt
Organism: Haplochromis burtoni (Burton's mouthbrooder)
Lineage: Eukaryota; Metazoa; Chordata; Actinopteri; Cichliformes; Cichlidae
Gene: tmem116
Product: transmembrane protein 116
Exons: 11
Coding region: 829-1932 (367 amino acids)
Biological process (GO): adenylate cyclase-activating G protein-coupled receptor signaling pathway
Cellular component (GO): plasma membrane
Molecular function (GO): G protein-coupled receptor activity
Source: RefSeq, a predicted model, not a curated record